GUUUGAAGGAGAAAAAGGCCAGAGGCAGAGAGAAACAGAGGGUCCCUGUGAAAUUAAAGCGAGUGAUGGUCCUGACUCCUGAUGCAGGCUUCCGUCACUGCCAACCACCGCCUCGUACUCUCUCCACGCUCUUAAAGUUAUUGAUCUAGAGAGACAAAGGAGCACGAAGCACGUUCUAAAAGAUAGAUAGCGAGAGAACGCCAAUCAAGCUUUUUCUUUUCUUUUUUUUUUGCUUUUUUUUGUUUCUUUUGUUGUUUCGAGAAUGGAAGAUGGGGAGUGGGUUAUGGUGAGGCCACCCACAGAGAUCGAAUGCUGGAGCCCUGGAUGGGGCGGGGGCGAGGAUGAGGGCGGCUCCUCUGACCCGCUCAAGGUUAGAUUUUUUGGACCGGCCAAGCACUGGACCGACGCUCUUCCCAUCGGUAAUGGCCGCCUCGGGGCUAUGGUCUGGGGCGGCGUCGCAUCGGAGACGCUUCAGCUUAAUGAGGGCACCCUUUGGACUGGGACUCCUGGAAACUACACAAACCCAGAUGCUCCAAAAGCGCUAUCAGAAGUCAGAAAACUUGUUGAUAAUGGUGACUAUGUUGCAGCUACUGAAGCAGCAGUCAAGUUGUCAGGGAAUCCUUCCGAUGUUUAUCAGCUUCUAGGUGAUAUUAAUCUAGAAUUUGAGGAUUCUCAUCUUGCAUAUGCUGAAGAAACAUACAGUAGAGAGCUAGACUUGGAUACUGCAACAGUAACGAUAAAAUAUUCUGUGGGUGAUGUAGAGUACACUAGAGAGCAUUUUGCCUCUUAUCCAGAUCAGGUGAUUGUGACGAAGAUCUCUGGAAGCAAACCAGGGUCAGUUUCUUUUACAGUAUCACUAGACAGCAAGUCACAUCAUCAUUCAAACUCAAGUGGCAAAAGUCAGAUUAUUAUGGAAGGAAGUUGUCCUGGUAAAAGAAUUCCACCAAAAGUGUAUGAAAAUGAUAACCCACAGGGAAUUCUGUUUUCUGCUGUCCUUGAUUUACAAAUUAGUGAUGGCAGGGGAGUGAUAAAUGUUUUGGAUGAUAAGAAACUGAAGGUUGAAGGUUCAGAUUGGGCUGUUUUGUAUCUGGUGGCAUCGUCUUCAUUUGACGGUCCAUUCACUAAGCCUAUAGACUCUAAAAUAAAUCCUACUUCACAGGCUCUCAGUACAUUGAAGUCAAUAGGAAACUUUUCAUAUUCUGAUCUUUAUGCACGCCAUUUGAAUGACUAUCAAAACCUUUUUCAUCGAGUUUCACUACAGCUUUCAAAAAGUUCCAAAAGUGUUACGAGUGAUGGGUCUCUGGAAAUGAAGAAACCUAUGUCCUCCAGGACUGGUUUGUAUUUGGAAGGAAGUGAAGAUAGAGUUUCAACUGCAGCCAGGGUGAAAUCUUUUGGAACUGAUGAAGAUCCUUCAUUAGUGGAGCUUCUGUUCCAGUAUGGUCGAUAUUUGCUCAUCUCUUGUUCUCGACCUGGAAGUCAGCCGGCAAACCUACAGGGAAUUUGGAACAAGGAUAUUGAGCCAGCAUGGGAGUAUGUUCUGUGUUCUUUUCUCUCCUUUUCUUUUUCCAUCCCUUCUUGUGGGGCUCCUCACUUGAACAUAAAUCUUCAAAUGAAUUACUGGCCUUCCCUUCCAUGCAACCUUAGCGAGUGCCAAGAACCUUUAUUUGAUUACAUGUCUUCUCUUUCAAUCAAUGGGAGUAAAACUGCAAAAGUGAACUACGAAGCUAGUGGUUGGGUUACACAUCAAGUGUCUGAUAUAUGGGCAAAAACAUCACCAGAUCGAGGCCAGGCUGUGUGGGCAUUAUGGCCAAUGGGUGGAGCUUGGCUUUGUACCCAUCUAUGGGAACAUUAUACUUUCACAAUGGACAAGAAUUUUCUGAAAAAUAAGGCAUAUCCCUUACUAGAAGGAUGUGCAAGAUUUCUCUUGGACUGGUUGAUUGAAGGACGUGGAGGAUAUCUGGAAACCAAUCCAUCAACUUCUCCAGAACAUAUGUUUAUUGCUCCAGAUGGUAAGCCUGCUAGUGUGAGCUACUCAACAACCAUGGACAUUGCAAUCAUAAGAGAAGUUUUCUCCGCAGUAGUUUCUGCUGCUGAGGUGCUGGGAAAAAAUGAGGAUGAGCUCGUUCAGAAAGUCCGUCAAGCUCAACCAAAACUUCCUCCAACAAAAAUAGCUAGAGAUGGUUCCAUUAUGGAAUGGGCACAAGAUUUUGAGGACCCAGAGGUGCAUCAUCGACAUGUAUCCCAUCUAUUUGGCCUAUAUCCAGGGCACACAAUAACAGUUGAGAAAACCCCGGACCUUUGUAAAGCUGUGGACUAUACCCUCUAUAAAAGAGGGGAGGACGGUCCAGGAUGGUCAACUACAUGGAAAACAGCUCUGUGGGCACGUCUCCACAACAGUGAGCAUGCAUAUAGGAUGGUCAAGCAUUUAUUUGACCUGGUGGAUCCUGCUCGUGAAGCUGAUUUUGAAGGUGGACUAUACAGUAACUUGUUUACUGCACAUCCUCCUUUCCAGAUUGAUGCCAACUUCGGUUUCUGUGCAGCAGUUGCAGAAAUGAUUGUUCAGAGCACCUCAAAAGACCUCUAUUUGCUCCCUGCUCUUCCCCGGGACAAAUGGGCGAAUGGUUGUGUCAAAGGAUUGAAGGCACGUGGUGGUGUUACAGUCAAUGUAUGCUGGAAAGAAGGAGAUCUUCACCAGAUUGGGGUGUGGUCAAAAGACCAGAAUUCUACAAGAAGAUUACAUUAUAGAGGAAGUAUAGUAACAGCGAAAAUGUUGGCUGGCAGAGUCUACACAUUCGAUAGGCAGUUAAAAUGUGUGAAAACAUACACACUCUGAGGAGAAAGAGGCUUUCUUGAUGAGCAUUGGUUUCAUAUUUCCAAAUAAAACCUGCAAAGCAGUUUGGUUUCCUUUCUGUUAAUUUCUUUUGGUUUUCUCCCCCCAAUUCUCUUACUUCGUGUGAUUUCUUUGGGAGUUUGUUAAAGAAUUUUGUGAGACCUUUUAUCUUAUGACAGUUGAUUGUUGUAUUUUCUUCGAAAAUUCAUCACUAAAGUCUAAAUCCAUUUGUGACGGACUGUUUUUCUUUCA
Molecule: messenger RNA, 3082 nt
Organism: Vitis riparia (riverbank grape)
Lineage: Eukaryota; Viridiplantae; Streptophyta; Magnoliopsida; Vitales; Vitaceae
Product: alpha-L-fucosidase 2
Exons: 10
Coding region: 263-2833 (856 amino acids)
Biological process (GO): carbohydrate metabolic process
Molecular function (GO): alpha-L-fucosidase activity
Source: RefSeq, a predicted model, not a curated record